This is a messenger RNA of Penicillium chermesinum, 495 nucleotides long. RefSeq lists its product as uncharacterized. The transcript has a single exon. The coding region runs from base 1 to 495 and encodes 164 amino acids. Lineage: Eukaryota; Fungi; Ascomycota; Eurotiomycetes; Eurotiales; Aspergillaceae. The record is from RefSeq and is a predicted model, not a curated record.
AUGGCUCGUUUCGCCCUCAGCAACCGCACCCUCUCUGGCCACCUUGAAAACCCGCGGAGCUGGGUUGCAUGGAUGGAGUUGCAAAAUCUGAACCAACAAACUGCGAGCUCUCGAUUGCACUACGCGAACGGCAAUGUGACCCGUCGUCUUCAUGUUCUUAACCGGUUCUCUGGCGUCCACCGCUUCAACCCUGCACUGGCGACUGAUGGACCUGGAGUCGACGACGCUGCGGCCACCGACUCUAACGCCACUACUCGCUUCAUCAAUUUGAAUGCUUCAAGCUUUGCCAACACGGGCUCUGCUAGCGGGACCUCUUCUACCAGUGCGAGCUCUAAUAACGCGGCGUCGACCAACACGGCCUCUACCAUCGCAGGCUCCACCACCGCAGGCUCCACCACCGCAGGCUCUUCUACCAAUGCCGGUUCCAAUGAUACGGCCUCUGAUCAGACGACCUCUGCCAGCGCGGGCUCUACCAACAGCGGCUCUGAUAUCUAG